Arctia plantaginis is the source of this 3996-nucleotide messenger RNA. Lineage: Eukaryota; Metazoa; Arthropoda; Insecta; Lepidoptera; Erebidae. The record is from the annotation of a GenBank genome assembly.
AUGCGCUCUUCGGUGAGCUACAUCCUGUCACACGCACCUGGGGAGUCGGUGAUGUCGCACCCUGAUUAUUCCCAACAUGCCCAGCACCAUGCCUGCCUGCUGGUGCUCGUUAAGGGCAUCGGUGGCAUGCUUAAAAACUUUAACAAGCUUUACGAACGCAUACAGAGAGUCAACAAUAUCAAAGUUAAAGAUCCGUCUGGCCAAGUGAGAGAUAUAUGGGUUAGAUAUGUCAGAGACUAUCCUGUUGAGAACAAUGACUGGGGUGACUUUCAAACUCACCGGCGAUUACUAGGGCUUAUAACAUUGAGUAAAUUUAUGAACCAAGCAGAGUUGAAUGAAGUGUGCCGUGUACAUGAAUCUCUUAAAGUGAAAUACUCAAACACACUGUAUGAUUCUCGUGCGUUCAUGUUUGGACCUAACAGUAAUAUGAAGAAACCAGAACAGGAACCUGAAACUUAUAGCUACUAUGAGGAAGAAAGGCCUUUAAGGGAUAGUUUGAGUGACAGGAUUUCCCUACCAAGUGAACAAGCCGACAGCCUAUCAUCUUCAGAAAGCUAUCCACAGUCUGCUUCAUCCAACUCUUCAUAUCCUGUAGAAGAAAAUUUCAUGACACCUUCCAACUUUAAGACUCAUGCUAUGUUCUAUGGUGAGAACGACCCAGUGCCUGAUUUAGAACAGUGUGUAAGUGACCUUAUCAACUCAUUGUUCUGGGUUGUUGAGUCCAAGAGAUUGGAGAGAUCAAAGGAAAAGUUGGAGAAGGUGUCACUUCUGCUGGCUCCUUUUGAAAAAAAAGAUUUCGUUGGCCUCGACAUGGAGUCCCGUAAUAACAAGAAGCGUUGUAUGGGUCGCGUUACAAAGAACUUAGCAGAUCUGACGUUACAAGCAGGCUUAGUCGCGGACAGUUUGAGCUUGUACAAUUCCUCUACUGAAAUGCUGAAGAGUGACUGGCUUUGGCUCGCUGCAGCUAAAGAAGGACUCUGUACGGCUUCUGCAAUUCUCCUCUAUCCAAACUUACGUAAUCCCACACCACUUCACAGAAACGCCAGCCUUCAAGAAAAUUCUCCAAAUAAAGCCAAACAACUUUCACUUUUCCAACCCGCCAUUGAGCCUCUCAGAAAAUAUAAACUCAAUUCAUCACCUUUAAGAACAUCUAAAACUUCUAGUCCAGUGAAUCCUCCAAGUGAAUUAACCCCCACCUCCUCUGACAGCAUUGAAACAUCGUCUAGACAGUCAGAAACUGAUAACGCUGACUCUGAAUCUCUAGCUUCGUCAAGCGAUAUGGAAUACCAAUCUCACAGAUCGUAUAUAGGACCAGACCUUCCUUCGAUUCCUCGUCAACCACCUUCACAAAUAAAUAAUCAGUACUUACUAAACGGGGAAGACAUCGCAGAAAAAUAUCGUGAAGCUAUUAUGGAUUACAGUAAAUAUAAGAAUGCUGGAGUUAUUGAAACUGAGGCAUGUUUUAAAGCAGCCAGAAUUGCGGUUGAACAGAAUAAUAGUCUUCACGCUUCCAGUUUCCUUCAAAAUGUGAUAUUCAUUAAUCUGACCUUGAGCGAGCAAGAGAAAAUACAGCGGUUCGAGACUCUCGCGGAACUUUAUAAGGAAAUUGGUUUCCAUCGUAAGGCAGGCUUUUGUCAACGUUUAGCAGCAACUAGACAAGUCAGUCCUAAUAAUCCUAGUCCGGACUGGCAAAAAUGUUAUUACCUAAUGCUACACAGCUUCCCAGGGUACAAGCUCAGUUUGGAUCCUAAUUAUGUUAUUCAACAUCAAGUUGGUUGGCCAGCCUUGCAGAUCCAAUUACUCCAAGAAUUAGUGGUAGCUUCCCGUCGUAUGGGCCACCCCGCACUUGCAACACGUCACAUGACGUUCUUACUGCAAACGAUGUGGCCACACCUGUCGAGACAAGAACAUAGAGAAUUAGCCAUACAGUUGCAGGCGCUGUCGGCGCAGUGCGAGGGCGGGCCGGUGCCGCUGGUGCUGGAGAGCGGCGCGGUGAUCCCGCCCGCCAACCUGCACCACGCGCCGGCGUGCGGCUCGUUCGCGCCGCGCCCGCUGCCCGCGCCGCGCGCGCCGCACGCGCGCCACACCAAGCCGCCCACCGGACCCUUCAUAUUCACGCCCCUGCACUUCGGCAGCCUGGAGAGGAACGCCAAAAAGGACGAAGGGAAGAUGGAAUAUCUUUGGGUAGAAGACGAUAUUUGCGAAGUGCAAAUGAAACUGACCAACCCACUCCCGUUCGAAUUAAAAGUAUCCAACAUGAGACUGCUGACUUCAGGCGUAGUAUUCGAAUCCAUCCCAGAGACAAUCAUUCUUCCUCCGGACUCUCCUACUACGGUAAAUCUUCACGGAACUCCCAAAGAAGGGGGAGAACUUCAAAUUCUUGGAUAUUCCACCCAUACUCUCGGUGUUAAAUCAAACUGUCGUCUAAAAAACAUGCCCACUCCGCACAAGUUUCCAGCUGCAUACAUUAUUGAAGUGAUUCCAAGUUUACCAACGAUUACUAUAGAAACGACAGUAGCGCCAUCGGGUAAUUUAAGUUUAUCGAGUAUGGAAAAUGUGGGCAGUACUACAAAUAUAUCGCUGUAUAACGGGGAAAGCACGAGCUGCUCCCUAAAGAUCACAAAUACUAGUAACGUGCCUAUUGAAUACCUGGAAUUAGCUAUUCAGUCAAAUAUGGAUAACCAAUUACAAUCAAAAGUCUUCCAAUUCUCAAACGACGACAUCCAGGCUCAACUUCCAAUACCACCAAACGAAAGUACAACAAUUGACAUCAAACUGUAUGGUGAAGCUGAUUUCUUAGACCUCGGAGGUGUGGGGGGAGAGAACCUGUUUCCCAAUAGUCUUACAUCGAAUUACCCUUCAAGAGUAGGCUCACCAAUACCAAACACACAAACUUCUUUGCCUACCCAGGGUUCUAACCCUCAAAAUUCCCUGAGCAGUGGAUUUAUGGCCAAUAGGACAUCUGGAAGCUUCAGGUCUACGAAUUCUCAUACAACGAGCUGGUCGGCACCUCUAUCAGUUCUGUCACCAUCUAGGGGCCGUCAAGUGGAAACUCAGUUAAUUAUAAGAUACUCAGGCGGCGAAGGCAAGGAGGUACACUGUCGACAAUCAACGCUGCAAAUUAAUCUGGAACUGCUGCCGAGUGUUUCUAUUACGCACUGGGAUGUUCUCCCGGCAGAAAUCCCAUCACAACUUUACCUGGUGCUCGACGUCACAAACUUGACGCCUGAGGAAAUGGACUUCCACUACGCUCCGAGCAAGCACAUACUGAUCGAGAGUAAAGAGUCGUGCAGAGUACCUGUGCCUUUAGACCGAUGCCCCUUUAAUUCAACACCCAGUAAACCAAUCGAUGAAGAUCUUGUAGAUUCCAAAUCAACGAACACGGGUGCAUCUACAAACAGCUUGGAGCUAAUGUGUUCUGAACACAUCACCAACAACAUCGACUUGCGCUGGCAUCUCAUGCAGUCCGACAUCUAUGGCCGCGCUUCCGUCAAGGGCAUCACGCUCUCACAAGCCAUGAUGGACAUCGUUAGAAUGUCGCCGCUCAACUGGGAAGUGAGCUUGAACAGCCAGUGUAUCAAGCCCCAAGAGGAGUACAACUGUUCGGCGGGCGAGUGCCUGUCACUUGGUGUCGCGGUGUGGAAUCACCUCACCAGGCCGCUGCACAAGCUCUGUCUCUCUGUGCAGUUUUACCAAGACUAUAAUAACGGAGUACACAGUUAUAAACUCGACAAUCGCGUCGCCACUGCUGGAAAUAAUAAAGUGGUGUUGACAUCUUUGCCGGAGUCUGCAAAGGCGUACCAUGAGUGUACCGUUGUCUUCUUAACUCCAGGAGAAUAUAAGAUUGACAUUCAGUGUUCUACCACUGAACCAAUACUAGACGAGAUUCCUAUUAUCAAAGACACUGACCCGCCAUCUAUAAUGCAACCUUGUGCAGGCGAAGUCAGCCAUGUUUGGAGGUUUAUACCGCCUGUAGCGAUAAGUGUCACAGAUUAA